AUGUCCCACCGUGAGAAGUUGGCCAGCUCUAAAGUACAGUGCUCUUCUUCUUUAACCGCCACAUCCGCAACUGCAUCUCGAGGAAUCCCACCACGUAAACGCGGCAGGCCCAAGACCAAGGUUGAGGAUCUGACGCCCAAGCCGAAGCUGCUAGAUAAAUUGCAUGCGGCGACCUUGAACGAGGAGGCCAGCGAGCCGGCGGUGUACGCAUCUACCACGAAGGGCGGUGUCAAGCUCAUCUUCAAUGGCCACCUGUUCAAAUUCUCGUUCCGCAAGGCGGACUAUUCGGUGUUCCAGUGCUGCUACCGGGAGCACGGCGACGAAUGCAAGGUGCGGGUGGUGUGCGACCAGAAGCGGGUGUUUCCCUAUGACGGCGAGCAUGUCCACUUCAUGCAGGCCAGCGACAAAAGCUGUCUGCCCUCACAGUUCAUGCCCGGCGACUCGGGAGCCAUAUCUUCGCUGUCGCCCAAUAAGGACAACAAGGUGGAACUGCUGAUCAAGACCACCACCAAGCUGGAGAGUUCCGACGCCAAGGAGGAUGAAGAUUUCGAGGAGUUUGAGAUUCAGGAGAUCGAUGAGAUCGAGCUGGACGAACCGCUGCCGGACAAGUUGCCCGCCAAGGAGGAGGAGGUGGACCCCAACGAUUUUCGCGAAAAGAUCAAGCGACGUCUCCAGAAGGCUCUGCAGAACAAAAAAAAGUGACACUAAAUUUGCCUACAAACUCAUAUUAUACUUUCUAUAUCCACCUGAUGUGAGGAUGGAGGCCCCAAAUAUUUCCAAGAAGGGAUCAAGCGACGCCUGCAAAAACCCUGCACAAAAUUACGAAGUGACACUGAAUAUGCCUUACAGUUUCAAUUUAUAUUUUCUAUAUUCAUUUGGGUUUUAAAUACCCCUACUAAGCAGUACAUUAAUAAGUUUUUCGUAAUAAAACGAUGUCAAUAAAUCA
This is a messenger RNA of Drosophila elegans, 946 nucleotides long. RefSeq names its product modifier of mdg4. Bases 1 to 702 code for a protein of 233 amino acids. NCBI's taxonomy places the organism in Eukaryota, Metazoa, Arthropoda, Insecta, Diptera, Drosophilidae. The transcript is spliced from 4 exons. The record is from RefSeq and is a predicted model, not a curated record.